Molecule: messenger RNA, 690 nt
Organism: Anisakis simplex (herring worm)
Lineage: Eukaryota; Metazoa; Nematoda; Chromadorea; Rhabditida; Anisakidae
Source: the annotation of a GenBank genome assembly
AUGGAGCGUAUCGUCUUCUGUAAAUGUUUUCUGAAAAAAGUCAUUGAAGUUCGUCAUCCGUUAAAGCAAUUAGCGUUAAAAUGGAUUGACUCCAGUGAGCCUCGUUUGAGCUCCGGCAUAUCAACUCCGAAUCUUGUUGUCCAAUCGGCUGUUGGUCACUACUGUGAACAUGACUCUGCAUAUUCACUGACCGGAUUCAAUGCGCCUCAUGCGCAAUUCGGUUGUGUUCGCGCAAAGUUGAUCAUGUCAAGACCGUUAUACAUUCCCUUGAUACGCUUCUUUUUACCGUCGAUCCUUGCCAUAUUCAUAUCGUGGAGCAGCAUUUAUAUCAAUCGAAAUCAAAUACAAACUCGCUUAACUGUUCUCAUCUUUUCCACAUCUAUCAUUUGCUUCAUUUUCCUAAUCGUACAAAUGCUCACUCAUUUAUCGCAAAAGUAUCGAAUGCUGGCCGACAAAGACACUUUAGUGCGCAAAGAAAGUCGCUAUAGACACGAGAAACGUGCACUACGAAACGCUUUUGUAAAUAUGAACGCCAGCCCGAAAGUGCCAGUGGCGAACGGUCGCAUUUUCGAUAAGAAACAUGAAGUGGUUCGUUUGUUUCGCCUGAAUAUUCUUGUCUUGUCGAUUUUCAUUUCACUGCAACCACGACGAACACUGACUUAUCAUUUGAAUCACCUGAAUAUUUCAUAG